Molecule: messenger RNA, 1436 nt
Organism: Aspergillus wentii DTO 134E9
Lineage: Eukaryota; Fungi; Ascomycota; Eurotiomycetes; Eurotiales; Aspergillaceae
Exons: 1
Coding region: 301-1275 (324 amino acids)
Molecular function (GO): 4 iron, 4 sulfur cluster binding
Source: RefSeq, a predicted model, not a curated record
UAGCUUUCUAAAACAUUUUAGUAACCCGGAAUCGUAGAAUAUGGACAUAACAGUGUUACAAAAAUGAGGUAAUUGGAGAGGGACUUUUCUUCUGUGUGGUGUUUUGGCUGAGGGCCUUGUGUAUUCCACUUUCCCCUUACUAGAGCAGCAGUGAAUGGCCAUGGCAACCCUCCUCAUCAACACUGCCAGGCCAGAGGAAAGGUCUUUUCUCAGAAGAAAAUUCUCGGCUGAAUUUCUAUCCUGCCAACACUCCACUGCUGUUUUCAAUCCAUCUCUCUACUCAUCAACUACCAAGCCGCAAUGAUGGACACCAGUCUCCCAGCCAUGCUGGUGGCUCUCCUCCUCUUCGGCGUAGCUAUUCUUGCUGUGGAGAAAAUGAUGAGUCGAUCCAACGCCAAAGAACCGAUCAUACCUGUCUCUGUCGAAUUUCUCUUCGCCCGUCUUUGCACCAACGAAGGGUUCUGUUGUCGAACUGACAAAUUCUCCCACGUGGAAUCAUUCGAAAACAUCCAGCGUGGCCUUCGCAUGUUGAAGAAAUGCGCUAUGAAAAAGAUUACCUUCAGUGGAGAUCCACUGGUCUAUCCUAAUCUCUUGUACAGGGUGAUAAAAUUCUGCCGGGAGGAUCUAGGUCUCGAUUCUAUAUCGCUGGUUGCUGAUGCGAGCAAACUGACAGAAGGGUUCAUGGAAUGCGCCGCGAGAUAUAUCGACACCAUUAUCGUCGCCUGCGACUCAUUCAACGAGCAGUGUAAAAAUGUUAUCGGUCGCGGUACAGGGUCAGAUUUCGCUCAAAUCCAGGAGGUAGCUCGACUCUGCAAGAAAUACGAUGUCGGCUUUGAGAUACAUACUGUGGUGAACCGAUACAACGUACACGAGGACAUGAACAAGCAAAUCCAAGCUCUUCAGCCGGUGCAGUGGAAAGUCUUCCGGGUACUGGCUAUCGAUAAUGGUUCAGAUGAAACUAUCCAUAAUUCCCGUCGGUUCAAAGUCUCUGCAAUGGAGUUUCGAAUGUUCUGCAACUGGCAUUUCCACCAGAACUGUUUGGUUGACCGGCCAUAUUACACUAUGGGCGACUCGCACUUCGUCCUCGACGAUCAUAUGAGGUUCAUCAAUCAAAAAACCGGGGCUCCAACGAAAUCUAUUCUCGAUGUCGAUAUUGAGGAGGCUUUGAGGGAUGCGUACUGGGACGAAGGCGAUUCCUAUGAGCGUGGUGGGAUCUAUGACUGGAGUGAGGAAUAUGUCUGCGAGAAAUGCGAAUGCAAGACCAUGGAUCUUUGAUUGUCUUCUCUGUAUAUCCUGGUAAAUGGUUGGGAUCAAAUAAUGUCCGUAUGAUAUUCUAUUGAACAGUCAUUUGUGUUUAUCUGAAGAUGUAUUUCACAGCAGUGGCAUCCGUAAUAUGUCGAGGACAGUGAUGAUGAUCAAUCCCAAGUUAAUACAAG